GCGGCGAGCCAUUGCGGGCCGCCCUUCGCCGCCGGGGCCGCGGCCGCGCAGCCGGCGCGGGGGGGAAGGCGGCGGCGCUGGGCGGCAUCGCCCCCGCGGGGCAUCCCCCGCUUUCCCCUCAAACUUUAGGGCGGGAGGUGACGGGGGAGCCAACUUGUCCCGGAUCCUUUUAUUCAGCCGCCGUCUCCCCAACCCCCGCGUGGUUUUGGUUGGGUUUUUUUUGCUGAUUAAAGAGACGGACCUUGGUCCUGCCACCGCUCCUUCCUGCCCGCACCAUGGAGUUCACCCAGAGGAAGAGAAGCAGGAAAUCCCAAAGCUUUAAACUGAUCAACGAAGAUUACCAUCAUGAGAUAUAUAAGAUCUCUGACUGCAGCAAUGAUGUUAAUGGGGAGACCAAAGAAACACAGCCAGUUUUUUUAGGAGAUGAAAGCCGGGAAAUUAAAAAACAAAUUACAGGGAUGAGAAGAUUACUGAAUGACAGCACUGGAAGAAUCUAUCAACGGGUUGGCAAAGAAGGAGAAAAACUGAAGGAGGAGCCCCAAGAUUUAGACUUAGCCUGGGCCCAGCGCCUGAAUCCUCCUGCGGAGUCCCAGGCGAGCCUUCACCCUUCACAGAGCGGGGCAUGGAAUGAAUUAUCACCCCAAGCUAGCCAUUUUUCAGGGCAAUACGGAACUCGAUCCAAAACGUUCCAAAAUCAAACGCGAACCGUGGCAUCCAAUGGAGAAAUCCCAAUGGUGAAUUCAUCAGUUGGACCAAACUGCUGUACAUGUAAUUGCCAGUCAACCCUACAGGCUAUUCUUCAGGAGCUCAAGACCAUGCGAAAAUUGAUGCAGAUGCAAGCAGCUGGAACUCAAAACAGACAGCAGCCUCCUGUUCCUCUGAUUUGCACGCAGAAGUCAACAAUAUCAAGAAAGAGGAAUAAAAAGAAAAAACUGCCCCUCAAAACUGUUGAACCAAUUUCCAUGAGUAAGAAACCCAGCACCACAGAGAACGACAAGAAGCUGUCAGCAAACUCGGAACGAUCGAGCCUGCCAACAGUUGAACCCUCCCUAAAACCAGAAACCCCUGUUUCAGGAUUUGGAAUUAUCCUUGAAUCGGCUUCAUCAGAUCCAGAAGUGCAACUUGCAGAAGGCUUUGACGUCUUCAUGCCGAAAUCUCAGCUGGACUCUAUAUUAUCAAACUACACUCGCUCAGGAAGUCUGCUCUUUAGGAAGCUGGUCUGUGCUUUUUUUGAUGACAAGACUUUGGCUAACUCUUUACCAAAUGGCAAAAGGAAAAGAGGGCUCAACGACAACCGGAAAGGACUAGACCAAAAUAUUGUGGGUGCAAUAAAAGUCUUUACAGAAAAAUACUGCACUGCUAACCAUGUGGAUAAACUUCCCGGUCCUAGGGACUGGGUCCAGAUUCUUCAGGAUCAAAUUAAACUGGCAAGAAGACGGUUAAAAAGAGGCUCAGCAGAGGCAACUGACUGUGAUGAGAAGCCGGACUUUUCUCUACUACAAACAGGUAACCUUUUCGACACCACGACAGAUCAUCUGAUAGACGCAAACCUGGAUUUUUCGGCAUGAAUUUCACAUUCUGCAUCAGUGUUUUUAGCGGAUAGAAACAUCCUCUCCUUUGAAUAACAUUCCCACAAGUUCGGCACGAGAACUUCAGCUCACCACGAGACGUGGACGUCCGUACCGUUUUCCCUUCAAGUUUGUGUUGUUUCAUUCAUUUUCAUGUAGCCUCCAAUAACGAAACCACCAGAUUGCUUCACUCCUCAUCUUAAUUAAAGAUGAUUUCCCUCCGUAUCAAAUGCAUUGUUUAAUUAGCGGGGUAUCCACUCUGAAGACAUUCUCUUGCCUUUGUUCUUCCUCCACGAUUGUAUUUUUCCACAUGAUUGUAUCCUUGCCAGCAGUGUUUUGUCUUAAGCCACGCAGAGGUGAAUCCACACAGCCGGGUGACAAUUCCCGUCCCCGGGGACCGGGGUGACAUCUCUCCAUCACAAACCCUGGACAUUCGAUGAGAAUUUCCCUCGGUGAAGCUCUUUGCUGCUGCAGACCCACGUUUCCUUUGCUGGCUGCUGUGGGACCGAUGACCAGCUGUACGUGAUGGGAUGAAAAGCUCCUCGCUGGAUUUAGCAGGAAAUAAAGGAGGAUUCCUCCCAGCAGUGCCCUGUUUCCUAACUAUAGCAAGAAGCUGUUCCUCAAAUAAUUUCUCCUAUGUGGUCCUAGCAGGAUGGCUCUAGAGCAUCUUUAUAGUGCAGGUUGCAGGAGGGGGUCAUUCUCCACUUGCUUUCCCCCCCUAGUUUGCCCUACCACCUCAAUCUCAAAAUGUAUUAAUUUGCUGGAAGAGGGUCUGCACACCGUGAUUUUUCAACCACUGCCCUUGGCGACAAUAUUCACCUAUUUAAAAGAAAAAAAGCGUCACCUUUUGACUGGCACUCUUGAUAUCUCAGCAGUUAAAUGAGCGAAUCGAUCGAGAAAUGGCACUAGGUGCUGAAAGGGUCGGUCCUUUCAGGUCAGGGCUAAGGGAAGAUCGUACGCAGCCCUCCAUGCAAACCUUCACUUCUGCACCUUUCAUCAGCACUAAAUUCACUUUAAAAAUGUCGGGGAAAACGUCUGGAAGGUGUUAACUACAACAUCUAUCGAUCACCAGGCAGUUGGAGCACGUUUCCUGCAACUGGAGGGAGAGCUUGCUGGAGCCUUUAGCAUUGUGUUCCCUCUGAAUAUUUUAGGUUCAUCAUUUUUUCUUUGGAAACUAUUUGGCCUUUGAGUGUCUCGACAGAAGUGCUAUUACAGAGUGGGAUGGUUUUCAAAAUAUUUAAUCUCUUAUUUUUUAGCAAUCGCAAAGCCCGUUUUCUCAGACGUCGCCGAAUAACCUGGGAAACCAGGCGCCCAGCCCUUCCCCACCCACCUACUGUGGACUUUUGGGAAUGACCACGUUCUCUCUGAAACUGUGGAAUAGAUUGAAUGUGCACUGCAAACCUUAACAUUUGAAUACUUUCCUUCCUUCAUGGCUUGGAGCUGCCUGCAUGGGGCAGGGGGCACCAGUCCGUCGUGUCCAUAUCGUAACCCUUCAGCAACAGAAUCAGCGUUUUGUAAAUUUGGAAGAUUGCAUUCGUGUUUACUUACUGUGACUACUGUUCAGACUUUCUUCAGAAAUCUUUUUAUAGGGUUUAUUAGAGAGAAGAAAAAAAAAAAAAUCAUUCCAUAUUUAGGUAAAAAUGUCUCAAUCUUCUGUAUAUAUGUUUUAUUAAUAUGUAAAUAUUUAGAUAUUUUUAAAUUACUAUGUUCUUAAUAAAGCGACAAGGGACUAGUUGUGAAAUGGUGUAUAACAUUGUGUCGUGUCAUCAAUCUCUGGGAAACCCUCUUUGUCAGUUCAGAAAAGAAAACCUACAAUAAAUAACUUUAAUUGCA
Columba livia (rock pigeon) is the source of this 3401-nucleotide messenger RNA. It is a transcript of the gene BEND7, whose product is annotated as BEN domain containing 7. The record is from RefSeq and is a predicted model, not a curated record. The transcript is spliced from 9 exons. NCBI's taxonomy places the organism in Eukaryota, Metazoa, Chordata, Aves, Columbiformes, Columbidae. Gene Ontology annotation, molecular function: DNA binding. Bases 276 to 1568 code for a protein of 430 amino acids.